Messenger RNA from Trypanosoma brucei brucei TREU927, 1614 nucleotides. RefSeq lists its product as hypothetical. Bases 1 to 1614 code for a protein of 537 amino acids. NCBI's taxonomy places the organism in Eukaryota, Euglenozoa, Kinetoplastea, Trypanosomatida, Trypanosomatidae. The record is from RefSeq and is a predicted model, not a curated record. The transcript has a single exon.
AUGGUAUUCAGAGAUGCCUCCCAACCAAGGCGAAUGCUAGUUAUUGAAGACAUUGUCACUGAAAACAGGAAGCGAAUGGAGUUAAUGGGUAUCAACGCAAAUAAUGAAUCCUUAUGCCGUUUAUUACUGCAAAUGAUGUCGGGUGUAGGCGAGUUGUCUAAUCUUGCAGAACAGGGUGAAGGCGCUCUCUCACUAUCUCGAUUCGAACAGGAGGAAGUGAGAACUUUAAUUGGUCGGCUGGCGGUGUCUCUUUUUACUGUUGCUGACAUCUGCGAAGUGAAUUUGGGACAGACGGCAAUGGACUUUAUCAGUGAUCAAAUCCAGAGAAAAAACAGCGCACCAUCGUUAAGUUUCAAGGAAGCUUCGAAGCGAUCUGCGCCUGUUCCAAUUGUGGGGGAUAAAGGAACUGGAAACCACGCCUUAUAUGCUACCGAGCAACCGCAGGUGCUGCUUUCUCCAACAUCAAACAGGGAUUUUUUUAGUCAACUUGACGCCCUCCUCACGCAUAACCGGGAGGAUUUCGAGAAGGCAGACUUGAAGUGGGUGGCACCACUACCUGAUGGCACCGUCCAUGAGCUCAUUGAGAAUGGAUCUACGAUUAAUGUGAGCUACGAUGAUAUACCAAUGUACUUGGAGAAAAUACAACGGUACCGCAAUGCCCGUGUGACAGAAAUUUCAACAAUGGCACGGCACUGCGAUGUAAACACCAGGCACGGCAGUCGUCCUAAAGGUGCUGCGGUUGCGGUUUGUGCUUCUGACGCCAAAAAAGAGCGAUUUGAUCAACUCUUUUCCCCUCCCUCCACUGCGGAUAGUGACCUUCUUAACUCCAACAUCGGUGCCGUCAAAAAAUAUCCCUCACCCUCCGAGAUAAUGUUACAACAACCCAAUCCAGUGGAUGCCACCCUCAUUGGUGUCGUGGUAUCAGAAGCUGAAUUCCAAGCGAAAGUGGAGGCAAUCAAAAAUGGUCACAUCUUUGGCCCAGCAAUCGCACAACAGAACCUAACCUUUAGUGUGCCACGUGGUGGUAAGUUGGUUGAACUUGUUCCCAAUGGUAUUCAUAUGAAGGUAACUUCAGCAAAUGUUUCGGAGUUUCUUCGACUCCUUAAUGAUAAAUCGGCAGCGUUGGGUGGACGAGUUCGGCGUUUGGAGAGUAUCAAAAAAUUGGAGGUAGCCGGUGUGGGUUCACAAGAUCUCUCACGGGAGAAGGGUAAGUUUUCUCCCACACAUUUUUCGAAAGACAUAUUUGCCCCAUAUGAUGAGCGCACGAGCUUCUUCGUCGAUACCGACGCAUCUGAGGAAAUACUACCACUUUAUUUGCGUGACCAAGAAGAGCUACAGCGGAGGGCAGACACAUACUAUGUCCACGUCAUUCGUCAAGGGGACAUAAAGACAUGGAAUGCCAUAUUUGAGCAAGUGCAGGCGGAUCCUUCCAUGUUGAAAAAAUACGGUGUCACUUUCUGCGUUCCAAGUUCGUUUUCUUCACAUGGUUCCGAAAAUGAACAGAGGCCACGGAUUCAUGAACUGAUAACAAGGGGCUCAACUACCCCUGUGGAGGAGUCGCAACUAUGGCUCUUCACAAAAAUGGUGAAACAGGUCAUGCACCCCAGUGCGUAG